Messenger RNA from Kogia breviceps (pygmy sperm whale), 2977 nucleotides. RefSeq names its product BRD3 opposite strand (gene BRD3OS). The record is from RefSeq and is a predicted model, not a curated record. NCBI's taxonomy places the organism in Eukaryota, Metazoa, Chordata, Mammalia, Artiodactyla, Physeteridae.
AGCCAACUGGCACCGCCCCGCCCGAGGCGCCCGCCCCCGCGACCCGCUAGCCGCCGAGGCCCCAAGGCGCGGGCGGCCAGGGCGGCGACGACGGGGGCCGCGGGACAGAGGCCUCCCUGAUGCUUGGAGCAGAAAGAAGGCGCGGGUGGCUGGCGUCACCUUGGAGAGGAGCUGAAGACGAGCCAGAUAAAAAGCACUGAACAAAUGCUGGUUCCAAAUCCCCGGCAGGGAUCAGAACGCCUCUGCUGUGCUGAAAGCCGACCCAAGCACAGGUCAGGAGCGGGCAGUUACAGGAGCUGCGGCCAGUUUCUGUCUAGUUGUACGAUGUCCUUUCAUUCGGGACACCAGAUACACCUUUUCAAACUUAGUGGUCCAAGUCGUGGGGUCAGAAUCGCUGUCGACACAAGUCCCCCCUGAGGUGGGCGCCUCGUCCCUGUCCACUGCACACCUAACACGGUGCACCCAACCAUCACCAGGAAACGCUGCGGCCAGGGCGCUGCAGACCUGCUUGCUGACUCACGGGUGGCUCCUAAGUGUCUUCUCAGAAUGCUCGGAGGCUCCUCUCAGGUUUCCUUGCAAAGAACCCUCACAAGGGUGUUGCCUGUAAAUGGCCUGAAUUUCUCAUUUGUACCAGUAGGUUAAAGAAGGAAUCCUCAAAACCCAGCAGCUGAAAACCCGGUUCAUCCGGUUCAUUAGUGCGUUUAGCGCAAAGCACGGGCUCAGAGGCCUCCUGCACAGGAGCCCAGGAGAGGGGAGGUUCCGGCCAGCGAUGAGCGGCCGCGUCCCGCUGGCAGAGAAAGCCCUGUCCGAAGGCUACGCCCGGCUCCGGUACCGGGACACCUCCCUGCUCAUCUGGCAACAGCAGCAGCAGAAGUUGGCAUCUGUGCCGCCCGGGACGUACCUGGGUAGGAGCCGAAGCCUGUGGUACUCACAGUAUGGAAAUGAGGCCAUCCUCGUCCGGGACAAAAACAAGCUGGACGUCUCCCGGGACACGGGGCAAUCCAAGUUUUGCUCUGUUAUGUAAUUCUGGUGUGAAAACCUGAGCCCAGGCACCCAGCCGCCUUGCUGAUCCCUAGUCCUUACUGGGCGAUCCGGAACAGUGACCGCGAAGGUUGAGCUGUGGUAGAACCACCCCAAAAUCCCAGAGAUGGCGCCCCGGCCCAUUCGCAGUCAGGCUGAUGGGUGGACUUGGCUCCUGGACUCCAUUCUGAUCUUGCUGGCGCUGUAGGCACAGGCCAGCUCCGGGGCCCGGCUCGAUGCUGUUUUGGUUAUGCUUCUGAAUAAGUCAAGCGGGAGGGACACCCCGGUUACAGACCACCUCUUCACAUUCUUACAGGCUCUUCUUUAGGAUUCCCUUCUGCCUGGUAAAGAGUGGGUCAGAUCUAGAAAAAGGUGAAGGAAUUGGCAUCACGCCGGGUCGCAAAACCACGCGCGGGACCAAGAUGUGCAGGGCCAAGAUGGAUUCACCCUAAAUGGUCAUCGGCAGCAGCAUUUCAGCAGGGACUUUGUGGCACUUGAGUUUUGAGUCUAGUAACCAAAACGAUCACUGCUGCGUGUGAUGCACUGUGAUGGCUCCUACACUAGCUUCCUGCUGGAGGUUUGUGGGGCAAAGGCAUCCCCCAAACAUUAAGGAAACCCCCAAAUUAUUAAGUUACACAAAAGUUGCUAACAGUGAUUUCAAUUUUAAUCACAGGGCUGAAAUAGGCAGGUUCUCAGCCGACAGUAGUUCAGCCUCUACUCGGAGGCUGCAGCUCCCGGCCACCUGCAGUGUUGGAUGUGCGUCGGCCGUGACCACACUACAAGCAGUCUCGGCCCACCUGUGUGGGCAGCUUUAUGAGUCACUUUUAAAGGAUUUGCUGUCUGCUGUAAUUAUGGUCUGUGUGACGAGGCAAACGUGGAAGUGUCUUUUUGUCAAAGCUGAGUUUUCUAAGUAAAUCUCCUUUAGGAGCCGCCUUCCUUCCUCACUCCUUAUUUUGAUCUCUUUGCUCCUAAUAGCCUAACUUGGCUUUCAGGUUUUUUUUUUUUUUUUUUAACAACAGUAACAUCUAACGAUUGCUAAAAACCCCAGUGCAGAAAUGCACGAAGCGCCCUCCCCAGAGGCGGCGGCCGUCAGCAGCUCGGCGCACGCGUGUGCCGGGGUUCCAGAGGCGGCGUCCCGCACCGCGCAGCAUCUGGUUCUGUGACUUUCUGCUCAGCUGUACAGACGGGGCGAUUACAUCACGCUCCCAAAGGCCUGCUGGCAGCGCUCCCGUGAGCGCACAGGUGGGCAGAGACCUUCCCGCUGUCCAUGCACACGGCACGUCCCAGGCUUCCCUUUGCAUGGCUCCUCCUGAAGGCGUGCAAGCUGGUCAGCAGACAGCAUCCGGAAGGGAGCUGCUGGGUCAGACUGCUUUCCCCCAAUGUCACGUGUCCAGCCAGAGGCCUGGUCCUUGCGCAGGGAGCCUCGGCUCGCUUACUGCCUCAGGUGGGGAGGCUGGAAGGCAGAUUUCCUUAAGCACCUCCCCGAGGUGAAGAGGGAAGCCUGUCUCGUCGACACAGUCAGGAAGGACUCUGCACUAAAGGCUCGCCCGUCCAGGCGCCCGGACACUGGAACGCCCCAGUGGACAGGCCUUGUCAGCAUCUCUGCGCUCCUUCGACUUCAGUUCAGUUUGGGAAGAAGGCAGACUUCGGACUUGGCUGGAAUGCCUCUGUGCUGCAUGCUCACUGCCCCUCAGACGAACCUAGAAACGGGCCGUGGUUGGCUCAGCCGCAAGCACAGAGGUGGUGGCCGGGGAGGCAAGCACGGGCCACGGCCGCCGUCGGCACUGGUCGGGUGUGCAGGUGACCGACGUGCCCGGGGCCGCUCGCACGCGGCACUAAGCUGCUUAGCGAGCGGGGAGGUCGCGUCUACCCUGGGGACGCCUGGGCGGCUGGCCUUCCCGGCUGGGGCUGGGGAUGCCGCAGUGGACGUGCCCAGUUCCCGUACUCGGGGAGCUCA